GUUAAUUAAUAAUGAUGAAAUUUAAAUUUCUUAUCGAUAACAAUGUGUGCUUGGAAAGUGAUUUCAGAUAAUCUGACUUUUCGAUAAAAUUUAUUUGUAGUGAUGUUCAGACUUCUGACUGCUUGCAAUAUUUUGAACAGAAACGACUCCUCCAAACUUUAUGAAGGAGCAGAGGACAUACUUCGCAGACGUCGGCGCCUCUUUGAGCUGCCAGUGGAAGAUUGGCCCCAUGGAGCCAAAAUUGCCGCCGCCGCCGCGCGCGCUGCCGCUGCCGCAUUUCACCCUCCCGCCCCUCGCCGGCGAGGGCCACCUCUUCGUGGCAGCGCUUCGCUCCCACAUCUCUGCCUCGCCGACCCCCACCGCCGCCUCGCUCUCCCGCUUCCUCCCGGGCCUCACCCCGCUCCGCCUCACCCACCUCCUCCUCCUCCUCGGCCCGUUGCUUGCCAAGGGGAUCCCACACGACCUCCUCGCCGCGCUCCUCCCUUUGCCUCCUCCGCCGCUCCCGCUCGCCGUCCUGCUCCACUCCCUUCCGCCGCGCCGCUGCAACGAGCUCCUCGCUUCAGUUCUCCCCUCCGUCUCGCCGCAUGCCUUCCCGGACCUCCUACACCACGUCCUCCUAACCGCCCGCCUCGCCAGCACAACACAGAGCGCCCCUGCAGUGCUAGCCCUUGACGUCCUCUUCUCCUCAUGCGCGCGGAACAAGAAGCUCUCCCGAGCCACGCUUGCCUACCGCUCCAUGCGCGCGCACGGCCUGCUACCAACCGUCGUCUCCUGCAACGUCUUCAUCUCGGCCGCACUGCGGUUGCGGCGCCCCGAGAUCGCCGUCUCUUUCUUCCGGGAGAUGCGCCGGUGCCGGAUGUCGCCCAACGUGUACACGGCCAACAUGGUGAUGCGCGCACACUGUGCCCUGGGGCGUGUCGCGGAGGCAGCCCAGGUGCUCGAUGAAAUGUCAGACUUGGGGAUUUGUAGAACGCCAACCAGUUUCAACACGCUAAUUGCCACGUACUGCAAGGACGAUGGUGGAAUGGAGCUCGCCUUUAGGCUAAAGAAGAGGAUGGAGCAGGAGGGGCUCAUGCCGAACGAGGUGACAUACAACGCGAUCUUGCAUGGAUUGUGCAAGAAGGGAAACAUGUGCCGGGCAAACCAGUUGGUGGGUGAGAUGAGGGCAAACGGGGUGGAGCCAAACACGGUUACGUUCAAUACACUGAUUCAUGGAUAUGUGAGGCUCGGCGAUAACGAGUCGGCAUCAAGGGUUCAUGAGGAGAUGGUGAAGGCUGGUGUGGGGGUAGAUAUGGUGACAUAUAAUGCACUUAUUCUUGGGCUAUGCAAUGAAGGAAAGGUGAAGAAGGCCGGGCAUUUGGUUCAGGAGCUUUGCAGGACAAAGCUUGAGCCGAAUGCGUCAACUUUCAUGUCAUUGAUUGUUGGGCAAUGGAAGAGGCAGAACUCGGAGCGAGCACUGGAUCUAUUAAAUGCAAUGAAAAAAAGUGGCUUCCAUCCGAAUUAUGAUGCAUAUAAGAUGGUUGUAUCCACUUUCUGCAAGAACAAGGAUUUUGAAGGAGCACUUGAUAUCUUGAAGGAUAUGCUUGCAAGGUGCAUGGCUCCAGAAAUGGACUUGUUGCAUGAAUUCUUUGAAGGCCUCUCUGAAGCUAAAAAACUGCACCUGGUGGAGGACCUCCGUUCAGUGGCCAACGGUGCAAGGUUUAUUCCUGAUGUCUACUAUACUGGUGAUUAUAGGAAUAAAGAUAAAGAGAAGAACGAAUGUUAACAUGCAUUCUGGACUACUAAGUCUCGUGAAUAUUGAAAAUGUGUUGGUCAAGUGGACUAAGAUGGUUCAAAGAAGUCAAGAAUUCCAAUCUUUAUAAUGGCAAAAUAGCCGAUUUUGUCCUCCAGCUUUUGCUUUUAAUGAAGGGUCAAUUUCAUCCCUAAACUAUCAAAACUACCGUUUCAAUCCCAGAACUUUUCCAUGCAGCUCAAUUUAGCCCUUUGUCCUACGUGUCUUGCCAUGUUGGCACACCAUAUCAGCAUCUAAGUGAUCCUGUUUUUUAGCAGCAACAUGUAUUGGUUCAUACACACUUCAAUAUGGCACAACAAAACUUUAGCUUCUAUCUACAUAUUUUUUUUCAUAAAAAGGAACUUUUGUGCAUGUAUAAUAAAUUUAUUCCUUAAAUUGGGAUCAACUUCCUUCUUUAAAAAAUGUACCCAUUUUAGUUUCAUCAAGGUCAAACUUUUAUAAUUGUCAAAUUUAGAAUUUUUUUAUAAACCACAGCUGACUGGAUGUUGACAAUGCGCGCCAACAUGGCAUGACAUGUAGGACAAAGGACUAAAUUGAGCCGGAUGAAUAAGUUUGAGAACUGAAAUGGUUGUUUUGAAAGUUUAGGGAUGAAGUUGAGCUUC
This is a messenger RNA of Panicum hallii, 2394 nucleotides long. Its product is annotated as pentatricopeptide repeat-containing protein At4g26680, mitochondrial-like. The record is from RefSeq and is a predicted model, not a curated record. NCBI's taxonomy places the organism in Eukaryota, Viridiplantae, Streptophyta, Magnoliopsida, Poales, Poaceae. The coding region runs from base 161 to 1765 and encodes 534 amino acids. The transcript has a single exon. Gene Ontology annotation, molecular function: protein binding.